AUGGCCUCAGAUGACGACGCGGAGCCGAUCUGCCCCCCGCUACCCUGCAUCGCUUGCCCCCCGCGGGUGCAGCAGGUGAUGUCGCGGGUGCUGCGGGCGGCCUCCUGCGUCGAGGGCACGGAGGUCCGGGUCUUUGGCUCCUCAGUGAACGGCUUCGGGGAUGGCAGCUCCGAUGUGGACGUGGUGCUCUCUGCGGGCAAGGCCCAGCUGGUGGCGGGCCUGCAAUUGGGCAAGUGCAAGCGCAAGGACCUAGCGGCCCAAACCCUGCGGAAGCUCCAGCGGCUGUUGAAGCAGUGCGGCUUCCACAUUGAUCUUUUGAUCGCUCGCGCCAAAGUGCCAAUCAUCAAAAUGAGCCUGGACUGUGACGGCGACUACAUCGAGUGUGACUUGUCGGUCAACAACCUGUUGCCGGUCUUCAACACCAAGCUGUUGAGGUGCUACGCAGACCUCGACCCGCGUGUGGUGGAUGUGGUCCAGGAAUGCAAGCGCUGGGCAAAGGAGCAACAGGUGCAUGGGGCAGACCGUGGCAACCUCUCCUCCUACGCCUUCACGCUUCUGGUCAUCUUCUACAUGCAGAUCCGCGGGGCCCUGCCCUGUCUGCAGUCGGACGGAAAGCCCUCCUGGUACUCGGAGGGCGCACGGCGCUUCAACGUGGCCAUGGUGGAAGCGGCUCCCAUCCCCUCCCCAGCGGCGGUGAGCUUUGCGGACUUUGUGUUUUUCUACUCGGAGGAGUUCCAGUGGGGGGACUGCGUGGUUUCCGUCCGCACCGGACGCUGCGAUCCGCCAGAGAAGUAUCCCGACUUAAAGAUUAAGGCCAGAACCGGCGUCGAGAAAGAGGAGUUGGACUACUUCCUGCACAUAGAGGACCCCUUUGACAUCCAGCGGAACCUGAGUUGUGUGUUGGGCCCAGGCAGCAAUUAUUCUCUUUGGGAGGCGUUGCGGUCCUUCAAAACAAAGGCUGCUCGCAAUCAGAGGCGCUGGGUUGGGCGCAUGGGUCCCCGCUCUGCUGCCUGA
Effrenium voratum is the source of this 1014-nucleotide messenger RNA. The record is from the annotation of a GenBank genome assembly. Lineage: Eukaryota; Dinophyceae; Suessiales; Symbiodiniaceae.